This is a messenger RNA of Phytophthora nicotianae INRA-310, 1393 nucleotides long. RefSeq lists its product as hypothetical. The record is from RefSeq and is a predicted model, not a curated record. The transcript has a single exon. Bases 34 to 1224 code for a protein of 396 amino acids. Lineage: Eukaryota; Oomycota; Peronosporomycetes; Peronosporales; Peronosporaceae.
CUCAGUACUCAGCACUUCCCUUUACCAAGCAAGAUGAAGGGCCGAUUCAUCAUCAACCCGUUCCAAGAACUCAACCUUACUGCAGCCGACCGUACCAGUCUCGAAGACCUGGCCAACCAAUGCAUCACGUCCAACCUUCAACUCUGUACGAAGUACAUGUCAGGUACAACUCGUCGAGUUGAUCCGCAGCACUGGAAGCCGCUUAAGGAGAAGGAAAAGCUCAAAGUGUACACGGAACGUCCCGAGGGAGCAGCAGCAGCCGCUGCUUCGGGUAACGAGCCUGCCGGGUCAGGUCUCCCCAUGAUCCUGUGUGUUGGAACCAUGGAAGGCAAGCUGGAGGACUUUCUGUACGGAGUUAUCAGUGAAGACCUCGAGACGAUGCGCAUGAAGGCUUCAUACGUCGAGGAUUUCAGCGGCGCGGCUGUACUAGAUGCCGUGGUGCUUCCUACUCUCGAGGACCCGUUCCAGUCCUUGGUGAUCAAGUGGAUGGAGCUGGACAUCCCGUUCCACUCGACCAGUUUGGUCAAGAACCGCGACUACGUCUACCUCGAAGGCACGGGAUAUGUCACCAACUCGAAGGGCGAAAGACUGGGCUAUCACUUGCUACACUCAGUAAAUUUCCCGCAGACGCACGCUCUUCCGGGCCGUGUACGUGGCAACCUGUCUAUCACCGGCUUCUGGCGACAAAUUGGACCCAACACGAUGGAAAUGUACGCUACCGGCGUCAUGGAUCCGGCUGAUGCGGGCUUGAUCCGAAAGCUCGUGGUGCCCAACAUGGCCAACGUGUUCCUCUCCACGUUAAAGUACGCGUACUGUGGACAGAUGCGCAAGCUGUCGUUCAUGUUGGAGAAAGCUUACACUGACUCUAAGCUGCAUGGUGCGCCUAACAAGAAGAGCAUCUGUGUUACCUGCUCGUCGCCGAUCACUAGCCGUAAGUUGGGAGACUUUGGCAAGAGUAACAGCUCGUGCAAGAUCUGCUUCGGCUUCGUGUGCCAUGCGUGCAAGAUCUCUAGGAAGCUGAGCUUCGUGGACCCAGAUUUGCUGCUGUCUCAGAGAAAGGUGACGUUCUGUACGGCGUGCAUCAGCUCGGCCACAAGUGUGAGCGCAGUGGACGUCGCUCGCGCUAUGAUGCUAAAGCAUCAGAAGGUGAACCACUCCAGCGUCGAGAGAACGCUGUCAUCUGACGACAAUAGUGGAGAGUACUCCUAUGCGAGUGCUCAGUAGAUACACAUGAGUCUACCCUGUUUAAGGUUUUGUUAAAGUGUAUGUGAAAAUGGAAGAGUACUCGUUUCUCCAUAAUUUUUUAAGCAGCAUGGAUAAGAACGUCAGGAUUAGAGGUAGUCUUGAAACGGUUGAGGACAAAGUGAGCUAAUCAUAUCCGGUUGUUGAAGCU